This is a messenger RNA of Bufo gargarizans (Asiatic toad), 2596 nucleotides long. It is a transcript of the gene PRPH, whose product is annotated as peripherin. NCBI's taxonomy places the organism in Eukaryota, Metazoa, Chordata, Amphibia, Anura, Bufonidae. The record is from RefSeq and is a predicted model, not a curated record. Gene Ontology annotation, cellular component: type III intermediate filament; plasma membrane; axon. Gene Ontology annotation, molecular function: structural molecule activity. The transcript has 9 exons. Bases 51 to 1418 code for a protein of 455 amino acids.
AAGUGUACAGCAUCGCUGAAGCAACUUGGAGCGGCAAUAUCUCACUCAUCAUGAGUCACUCUGGACUAAGGAACACUUCUACUUCUUACAGACGCACUUUUGGGGCUCCUCUUCUAUCCCCAAUGUCUUACUCCUCUUCUUCUAGAUAUUCAACCUCAAGGCACUUGGGGAGCCCCUCCCCAGGCCCCUCCAGUCGUUCCUCAUCAGCCUACCGGGUGAGGUCCAGCACCCCAAUCCGGGUCACAGACAGGGUGGACUUCUCAGUGGCUGAGGCCCUCAACCAGGAGUUCCUGACCACACGUAGUAAUGAAAAGGCAGAAAUGCAAGAACUCAAUGAUCGCUUUGCCAGUUUCAUUGAGAAAGUCCGUUAUUUGGAGCAGCAAAAUGCUGUGCUGGUGACUGAGAUCAAUCAAGCCAGGUCUAAGGAGCCCACAAGGGCUGCAGACCUGUGCCAACAAGAGCUGAGAGAAUUGAGAAGACAGCUGGAUGCCCUGGGCAAGGACAAGGACCGUAUCCAGGUAGAAAGAGACAACUUGGCUGAGGAUCUCAGUUUUCUCAAGCAGAGACUAGAUGAAGAAGUCCACAAGAGAGAAGAUGCUGAGAACAAUUUAGUUCUGUUCAGGAAGGAUGUAGAUGAUGCAACCCUCUCCCGCUUGGAGCUUGAAAGAAAGAUUGAAUCUCUGAUGGAUGAAAUAGAAUUUCUAAAGAAACUUCAUGAUGAGGAAAUCCAAGAUGUGCAAGUCUCUGUAAAUGUACAAACCGUUCAUACAGAAAUUGAAGCAGCCAAGCAACCUGACUUGACUUCUGCUCUUCGAGAUAUUCGCAGCCAAUAUGAGAGCAUUGCUACCAAGAAUCUGCAAGAGUCUGAGGAGUGGUAUAAAUCCAAGUUUGCUGACUUGUCUGAUGCUGCAAACCGCAAUAAUGAGGCAUUGCGUCAAGCCAAGCAGGAGAUGAACGAAUCCCGACGACAGAUCCACAGCUUGACCAGUGAAAUUGAUGGACUUAAAGGGACAAAUGAAGGUCUGAUCCGUCAGAUGAAGGAGAUGGAAGAACAAUUUGGGUUAGAAGCAUCGAAUUAUCAUGAUACCAUUGGACGUCUGGAACAGGAAGUGCACCAUAUGAAAGAGGAAAUGGCUCGUCACUUGAGAGAAUACCAAGACCUCCUCAAUGUCAAGAUGGCAUUGGAUAUUGAGAUUGCAACUUACAGGAAACUCCUGGAAGGCGAAGAAAGCAGGAUUGUUGUACCGAUUCAUUCCAUGACCUCUUACAGUAUCAAAAGCCCAGCAGCUCAUGAAAUAGACCAUAGCUCUGAAGUUCACACCAGGAAAACUGUUGUGAUUAAAACUAUAGAGACUCGAGAUGGAGAGCAGGUUGUGACUGAAUCCAGGAAGGAGAAGUCUUCUGAAGGGGAGAAGUAAAAUACCCAUGUAACACCCCUAAAUAGUCCACGGAGCAGCUUGUGCUACACUAAAUUAGAGACCUUUUUAAUUUUGAAUGUCAUUUAUGUGGCAUUCUGGUGUCACCAAUAUUUGUUUCGGUCAUGGUAAAACAUCUCUAAAGUGCCUAUGUCCCAUAAUUGUGUAUGUCUAUAUAGUCUAAUGAUUUCUCAGACUAUGAAUAUAUGUACAUGUGUUUACCCAUUCAUCUUCUCACCUCCUGAGAACAUUUCACCAAGUUUUAAAUGUAACUGUUAUUUAAUACAUGGGUGUACAGUGGACGCAAAUACUGGAUAUAUUACAUUAGUGUAUUCUAUGAGAGGAAGGUAAAUAUCACAGCUAUAGCAGUAUGGCCUCACUUACCUGACUAGUUGAUUUUAAGCUGCUUUCAAUGGGACAGCGUCUCAUUUAGACCGGAGUGAGACAGUGCCACAGACAUGGAAAAUAUAACUAAAAAGUGGCCCCUUGUUGUAGAUGGGCCCAAAUUGACAGAAGACGGAGCAAAUCAAGUAGGCAAAGCCAGCAAUACCGUAGUGCAGAACAAUAUACUACUCCAGCAGAACCAAAUGCCACAGUACAGCACACAAUACUGCCACUUGUGCUACAGUAUUCAACCUUAUUGCCAUCCUGAGGACAGUAAUACAGUUGAAUUCAGGAGGGCACCUGCUGCUGUUGGCUAGGUGCAUAGGAGAGAAUCAGAUCGUAAUGUACCCGGCUGGCAGCCCUCUAGGCAACAGGGAAAUUUCCUUGUGGGAUCUAUGGCCAGCCUGCCUUUGGCCACAGAACUCUUCUGUGCGGUGGUGUCUCUCUUUGGUCUCAGGAAGACACUGUCCUGUUGGAAACUAUGAUGCAGCCUGGUCUCGUGGGAAGUCUAAGUUCUUGCGAGAUCACGCUGCAACAGGAGUCACUUCAGAUUAACAUAAGUGGCAACAGGAGUCUCGGGGGACAUUACUCCAAAACAGGUGUAAUGGGAAGCAUGGCCAACUAGAAAAUACAAAUAGCUCCCUUUUUUGGAUUGGUGACAGGUCCUGUUUAAAUACAGCUGUAAAGCAACUUUGGUGCUAUAUAUUUCCUUCCUGUCUGUACUGAAUGGGACACUACCCUUUAGCAUUAUAGUAAUGUGCAUUACAUGUGCCAUGUCUGCUUAACCAGCUAAUAAA